This is a messenger RNA of Penaeus chinensis, 802 nucleotides long. RefSeq lists its product as uncharacterized. The coding region runs from base 222 to 788 and encodes 188 amino acids. NCBI's taxonomy places the organism in Eukaryota, Metazoa, Arthropoda, Malacostraca, Decapoda, Penaeidae. The transcript is spliced from 3 exons. The record is from RefSeq and is a predicted model, not a curated record.
UUAUGUUUUUGCGAUGGAGCGAUGGUUGGAACUGAAAUUAGAUAAUUGUUCCUUUGAUGGGCAUUUAAAAUUGAAAUUCAAACGAAAGCUAAUUGGAAUGACUAUCUGCAGCCUUACCUAAAGUCCGCGUCCUUUUUAAAUGAAUAAAUAAAACUAAUAUGGCUACAACUGGCAUCCCUUUCCUCAACGCGUCCGAAUCACUCACUUUUAACACUUAAACGAUGGUGGGAAUACGAAUUCGUCGCAAGUUGCCUCUUAUUUUGGGGUGUGUCGUCCUCAUUUUCCUAGCGCUGAAGAGAGGGAAGCAACUCAGAACGUAUGAACUGUUCAUACCCAACCAAGAACCCAAAGCUGUGUGGGAUUUCGUCGCUGAUUUCAGUAAUAUGCCGAAGUUGAAUACGAAGAUACAGCGUUGGGAGCUUCUGGACGAGACGGGGAACUACGAGCGAUGGUCGUACCGCGUGGUGACCUACGAGACGAUGGUCGGCGGCGCCCUGUUCGGCCUCAACGAGAACCACGGCGAGGUGCUGGUGGAGCCCGUCAAGGCGCCCGACCACUACUACCUGCAGGAGGUCUACACCACGUACAGUCUUCACGGGUACCUUGUGGUGAGGAACCACGGCAAGAUGCACUUCCGGCGGGAGGUCCGUCACGGAGUGCGGGGGACGUUCUUCCAGCAGGAGGCCUUCAGCGAUUGCCCGCUCCUCCUGGCGCCCAUCUGCUCCUACGAGAUCGACCACAACCGUCGCAACUUCCUCGCUAACCUGGCCAGCGCCUUCGCUAAGUGAGGGUGAGGCUGAUU